AUGAGUGUUUAAAGACUGCCUCUCGAAAAAUAGGCUACUCCACGUCAUUAUAGUUCUAAACCUAUUCAAUAGGUAUCUACUACUGCCAGAACCAUUACUAAACCUCCCAUACUUUAAUAAGAUAUCAAUCCUGACUUAACUAUACUUUCAUUCAUGAAAUCUUUAGAUUCUAAACAAGCAGCCAUUCUCAAUAGAUCAAUUAGAGAUGGAGAGAAACUACAUGUAACAAUUCUCUCAUAUAUCUCCUAGAAACCUCUCAUCAAACCUAGAACUUACAUCCCUCAACAAAAAACAAUUCCAACAUCUAACGUAGAGAGAUAAAUUUUAAAUAAUCUAGAAACAAGGUAAUCUUUUUUCAUACUAACAAGAACCUUAUAGAAUACAAAAGCUUCCACUCUAUGAAUAAGAAUUGGUACUUCAAAUUCUUGCAUCAAUUGAAAAUGGAUAACCUAAACAUGAAGAACUGAUCUCCUUCUUUCAAAGUAAAAGAAUACAUCUUAAAAUACAUUCCAAUUAUGGCAAUCAAACUCAAGUUGGUUUAACUAGUAUUGAAUUGUUUAACAAUAACAGAAAAUAUGUCAAAAUCAAUUGCAUUUAUUCUGAUGAUGAUUCUCAUUAUACUAUUAACAAUCUCAUCAAUGGACACAAUCUUACCAUCUCACCUGAAUAAAUGUGGAUUACUAAUUUUAAAUCAUUCCCUAUUACUAUCACUGUUUGUUAUCUACUUCAAGAUGAAUCAGAAUUUCUUACAUCUCUCAAAAUCUGGAAUUUUAAUAAAAAUAGAAAAGAAUUAGAUAAAUGUGUUUGUGAAUUAGAAAUCUUAUAGAAUGAAUAAGUUUUAUGGUCAGGUUAAAUUGCAAGAGGAGUUGCAAAUACAUUCUCUGAAUAUGCUUAAACUAUUCAAUUACAAUAAUAUCAUCCUCAACCUAUUAUUAAUCAUACCAAUGAAACUCGUAUCAAAAAUUAAAAUGAUUCUACAUAACCAUUUAAUCAAUCCUCAUAAUCUAUUAAUUCCAAAAAAUCUGAUGAAAAUAAAGAGUAAAAGUAUUCUCUCUAUCUAGAAUUAAUUUAUCCAAGGCCUCAAGUCAAUAAAAACAUGCUAAACCUAAAUUAAUUUUUGAUCCUUUUGAAAAUGAUAAGAAAUUUAAAAAAAUUGAAUAGAAGUAAGAACCAUCAUCCGUUAAAACCAAAUAAACUAUUCAUCAAUAAAGAUUCUUCAAAAAAUCAAUUAAUUUAUUCUCUUAAAAAUAAGUAACUGAAGAAGAUUCAACUAGUCCACCUCUUAAUUUUAAAAGAGGAGUUGCUCAUAUUGCUGCAGGAACUACAUCAUCUACAAGAACUAAGAAUAUUUCUAUUCCAGAGUGUCCUUUUGGAUCCAAAUUAAUAAUCAAAUUAUUAAAAAAUUGGGGAGACCUCUAUUCUAUUGGAUUAACUGGAAUCGAAAUAUUUGAUUUUAAAGGAAAUAAAGUUAAAGUUAAUUUUGUUUCUGGCUUUUUUAAAAAUUCUGCUGUCUUAUUUGAUGAUAAUUAUUUAACUUAAGAUGAUAAAAAUAUGUGUAUUGAAAGAAUUGAUAAAAAUAUGGAAAUAACAAUUAAAUUCAAUGAAACUAAAUUAUCAAUGAUUAGAAUUUGGAAUUACAAUAAAGGUAGAACAUAUAGAGCUAAAUGUGUUCGUAAUAUUGAAAUAAUCUUAGAUACAGAUUCAAUAUUCAGUGGAGAAAUCAAAUAAGCUAAUGGUACAUGUGGAAUAGAUAAUGCUGAAUAUAUAAUGUUUACUAAUAAUACUGAAAUUAUGGAAAAAAUCUAAGAAUAAGAUUGGCUAAAUAAAUUACAUGAAAGUUAGAUACAAUAAUAAAAGCAUAUUUUAGAAAACACUGUUAAAUUGAGUAGACCAGAUACAGCAACAUUUAAUAAACCUAAAGGAGAAAUAACAGCUCAGAAAUUCACAAAUAAUAAUAAUCUAAAUUCCUAAUUGAAUAAAGAGUUUUAACAUUAAAAAUCAGAUUCAAUUCCUUAAAUAAUUAAAUAGGAGUCUGAAUAGAAAUUACAAUAGCAUUCAAAAAGAUUAUUUUCUUCUCAAAAUUAAAUAAAUGUUAAGACUCUAGCAACAGUUACUGUAAAAGUAUUAACGUUGUAUAUAAUAAGAAAUUGGGGUGAUAAAUUUGUUGGAUUAGAUAAGAUUGAUAUACAUGAUAAAUUUGGAUAAUCAAUGAAAAUAAAGAAAUAUAAAGUUAUAACAUCUUAAUCUGAGACAGUAGUAAAUAGUGAUGAAAGAUGGUAAUUAAAUAAUGGAAAGAUAAAGAUCUAAUUUGUAUUUAUAUAACCAACUCAAAUAAGUAGGGUUGCAAUUUGGAAUUAUAACAAAGAAGAUGAAUUAGAGAAAGGAGUAUAGAUGAUUAAUAUAAAGGGAGAUAAUUAAAUUUUGAAUACUUAGUAAGGUAUCUAUUUGAGGAAAGGUCAUGGAUUGAGUGAUGUUAAUGAACCCCAAUUAAUUGAAUUACCUUAUUAAAAGAGAAUUGAUACAGUGAUAGUGAAUAAUUAAUUUGAAAAAAAUAAAUAUUAAGAUUAUGAAACUACUUAAUUACCAUAAGGAACAAAGAUUGUUAUAAAAUUAUUAUCAACAUGGGGAGAUUUACAUUAUAUUGGAUUAAAUGGAAUUGAAAUAUUUGAUCCAAAAGGAGAAAAACUCUAUCCAAAAUUAUUAGCUAAACCAUUUUCAGUAAAAGAAUUACCUUAAAUGGAAAUGGAUGUAAGAACUCCUGAUAAAUUAUUAAAUAAUAUAAAUAUUACUUUGGAUGCUAAGUAAAUGUGGUUAUCACCUUUCGUUAAUUCAUAUACAGAUAGAUUAAAAACGAAUAUUAAUUCGAGUGUUUUUGAUCAAAUUAGUUACUAAGUCAAUAAAUUAAUUUUAUUAUUUGAUACUCCUUAGUAGAUAUCUGCCAUAUCCUUUUAUAAUUAUAGCAAGACACCAGUCAGAGGUGUUAAGGAAUGUGAAAUUUCAAUAGAUGAUAAUAUUAUGUAUUAAGUAAAUUAUUUUUCUAUAUUCUAAGGGUUAUUUGAAUUUAUCAACUUUGACUCAAACUGUUAGAGGAAUGAUGGGCAAUAAUAAAACAACUGUAUUAUUUACCAAAGAUGAAAGAUUGAUUGAUUAAAUUGGAACUGUUGAAAUUAGAGAAAGUAUCAUUGGAUCAGAAACACUCUUAAUCAAUGAAAAUUAGGUAAACUCUUUAUAUUAACAUCUUUAGAAAUUAAAAUAUAAUAGCAUCAAGAACAAAGAAGUCAGACUACAAUAAUAAGGAUUGUAUAAAGAAUUAGAUAGACCAACUACCACUUAAGUUUACUGA
Messenger RNA from Paramecium sonneborni, 3343 nucleotides. NCBI's taxonomy places the organism in Eukaryota, Ciliophora, Oligohymenophorea, Peniculida, Parameciidae. The record is from the annotation of a GenBank genome assembly.